Triticum turgidum subsp. durum (durum wheat) is the source of this 702-nucleotide messenger RNA. NCBI's taxonomy places the organism in Eukaryota, Viridiplantae, Streptophyta, Magnoliopsida, Poales, Poaceae. The record is from the annotation of a GenBank genome assembly.
AUGAUUUUCUACUCCCAUCUCCGCGUCCAGGAGAUGAAGCUCUUCACUGUCCUGUUUUCCUACGUCCUCCUUCUUGGCCUCUAUACACCACCAAGCCUGUCAGAUGGUCCACCUCUUCAAGAUGUGUGCCCUAUGGCACCUCAGGGUGAAAGGAAGCUGUUCAUGAACGGUUUCCUCUGCAAGCACCCUAGCACCAUACUGGCUUCUGAUUUCAAGACACUGCUUCUCAAUCAUGCCGGGAAACUAGAUAACAUUCUCCGGUCAUCGGUAUACAUCGUCACCGCCGCAGAGUUCCCUGGCCUCAACACCCUUGGCAUGUCGAUGGCACGGACCGACAUCGACCCCUAUGGGUCAGUGCUUCCCCACUCUCACCCAAGGGCGUCGGAGAUGAUGUUUGUCCAUGAUGGCAGCGUGCUGGCCGGUUUCUUUGACACAACUGGUAAGCUGUUUCAGAAGAGACUGUGUGAGGGGGAUGUGUUCAUCUUUCCCCGUGGUUUGGUUCACUUCAUCAUGAACUAUGGUCUCCGUCUUGCGACAACGUUCUCGAUGCUCAACAGUCAGAACCCUGGUGUGGUUGGCAUCACCCAUGCGAUGUUUUCAUCAGAUUUAGAUGUAGUUGAGGGGCUGAUGGGUAGAAUGAUGAAGUUCAGAGAGAUGGAAAUCCCUGGCAACAACACUGCUGAUUUUCCAUGGACUUACUAG